AUGGUUGAACGUAAACUCCAAGAAAUUGUUUUUCAUGAUCCUGCUGAUUAUGAAUUCAUGCUCAAAGAGUUCAAAGAGCCAACUAAGGUACGUAAUAUUUAUUUAUUAUUUUAUUGGUUUUAGGAUGAAGUUACAAAGAAUGCCAAAGGAAUCCGAGAACACGCAAAUAGCUUGUUGGAGGAGUAUUUUACUUUUGUAGCUCAUAGGGGACAGACAUUGUAUGACUGGUCGAUAUGUCGUAAUGCUUUUGUUUGGAAACUCAAGGUAAGCACUCUCAUUCUUAUUACUAAUGUCAAGACGGUUAUUGAGGAUAUGAUAAAUAGGGAAUUUGAGAAAGAAAACGAUGAAAAUGAACCUGUUAAGCCAAUGAACAACAGCGAAUAUUACAACAGAGUUCGGGACGAGAUUAUGGCCAAAGCAGAGGGCUUCGAGGCUGCUCCAUUCACGAUUCAGAGGUUGGAACUUGUGUUUUUUUCUAUUGCGAUAAAUUAUGGUUGUAAAGUAUGUUUUAAGGCUAGCUGAGUUGUUAAUAGAGCCGACACGCCAUUACAACGCGAUUGGAAAAUUUCUUAGGGCUGUGGAAAAGACUGUAAAUGUUGUUACAUGCGUAAAUCCAUUUGGUGAUCGGUUAGCAAAGAGCACUGAGGAUAGUGACGAGGAAGAAGAACCUAUUGUUCAUGUGGAGAACAGUUUUAUUGUCAGCGUCGAUGAAUUGGACGAGCCCGUUGCCAAAAAGAGAAAGGUAUUCUUAUCUCCUUUGAAGAACCGAAUUUAUUAACAAUUUCGUUGUUUAGGAAUCGGACGAAGAAGUUGAAAAUGGCAAGAAAACCCCAAGGUCCAACGAGAAAACAGAAGAGCCUAAAGAUGAGUCCAGCAGAGAAUCAGAGGUGAUUUAA
This is a messenger RNA of Bursaphelenchus xylophilus (pine wood nematode), 896 nucleotides long. Lineage: Eukaryota; Metazoa; Nematoda; Chromadorea; Rhabditida; Aphelenchoididae. The record is from the annotation of a GenBank genome assembly.